Colletotrichum truncatum is the source of this 2502-nucleotide messenger RNA. NCBI's taxonomy places the organism in Eukaryota, Fungi, Ascomycota, Sordariomycetes, Glomerellales, Glomerellaceae. The record is from RefSeq and is a predicted model, not a curated record.
AUGGCCGACUUCGACGUAGAGGAUGUGCUGAAGAAGCUCACCAUCGCCGAGAAGGUUGACCUUCUGGCAGGUAUCGACUUCUGGCACACCAAGGCACUCCCCAAGCACAACGUCCCUUCUGUGCGGCUUUCCGACGGUCCCAAUGGUGUUCGCGGCACCAAGUUCUUCAAUGGCGUCAAGGCCGCCUGCUUCCCUUGCGGAACAGCACUUGGCGCCACUUUCAACACCGCGCUUCUCGAGGAGGCUGGCAAGAAGAUGGGUGAGGAGGCUAAGCUUAAGGGAGCUCACUGCAUUCUCGGCCCCACCAUCAACAUGCAGCGAUCUCCUCUGGGUGGCAGAGGCUUCGAGUCCCUGGGCGAGGACCCCAUCCUGGCUGGUCUCGGUUCCGCUGCCAUCGUGAACGGCAUUCAAAGCACCGGUAUCCAGGCGACGCCGAAGCAUUUUGUCUGCAAUGACCAGGAGCACAGACGCAAUGCUGUCCAAAGCAUUGUGACUGAGCGAGCUCUGCGCGAGAUCUAUGCCCUCCCAUUUCAGUUGACUUUCCGCGACUCUCAGCCCGGUGCCCUCAUGACAGCCUACAACGGCGUCAACGGCACGUACUGCAGUGAGAACGAGGAGCUCCUCAACGGCCUGCUCCGCAAGGAGUGGGGCUGGGACGGCAUGAUCAUGAGCGAUUGGUACGGCACCUACAGUACCACGGAAGCGGCCAACGCCGGUCUCGACCUCGAGAUGCCCGGCCCCCCUCGCUUCCGCGGCGAGCCACUUAAGUUCAACGUCUCAACCGACAAGGUUCGCCAGCACGUUGUUGACGAGAGAGCUCGUGCCAUGCUCAAAUUCAUCAAGAAGUGCGUGGCCUCCGGUGUCCCCGAGGGCGCACCUGAGAAGACUGGUGACACCCCGGAGACGGCCGAGCUGCUGAGGCGCAUUGGCGGUGAAAGUCUUGUCCUCCUCAAGAACGAGAACAACGUAUUGCCCCUGAAAAAGGAGAAGAAGACCGUCGUCAUCGGCCCCAACGCCAAAAUCUGCACCUACCACGGCGGUGGCUCCGCCUCUUUGGCUGCUUACUACGCCGUUACCCCCUACGACGGCAUCAGCAAGAAGCUUGAUUCUCCUCCCGAGUACACUGAGGGUGCCUACUCACACAAGCUUCUGCCCCUUCUCGGCAACGUGGUUAAGUCGGCCAACGGCCAACCCGGCAUGACCAUGAAGGUGUACAAUGAGCCUCCUACCGACCAUGAUCGUCAGUCGCUUGAUGAGGUUAUCCUUACCAAGACGGAGCUUCUUCUCGUCGACUACUACAACACCAAGUUAAAGUCUGCCCUUUGGUACGCCGACUUUGAGGGUUCUUUUGUCGCCGAGGAGGACUGCACGUACGAGCUAGGUCUCAUUGUCUGCGGCACAGCCAACCUAUUCGUCAAUGACAAGCUUGUCAUUGACAACACUAGCAAGCAGCGCCAGGGUGAUGCUUUCUUCGGUGCUGCAACGGUUGAAGAGAAGGGCCGUGUCGAGCUCAAGAAGGGCGAGACAUACAAGUUCAAGGUUGAGUUCGCCUCUGCCCCCUCAUCCAAGCUUCAGGGCGACAAUGUUGUCUUCGGCGGUGGUGCCCUCCGCAUCGGUGGCUGCAAGGUUAUCGACGAUAAGGCUGAGAUUGCCAAGGCUGCUGCCCUCGCCAAGGACGCCGACCAAGUCAUCAUCUGCUCCGGUCUUAACGCUGACUGGGAAACUGAGGGCAACGACCGUGCCGACAUGGAGCUUCCCGGGUACCUCAACGACCUCAUCUCUGCUGUUGGCAAGGCCAACCCUAAUACCGUCGUUGUUAACCAGUCCGGUACUCCCGUGCGCAUGCCGUGGAUCAACGACAUUGCCGGUCUUGUGCAGGCCUGGUAUGGCGGCAACGAGACGGGUAACGCCAUCGCCGACGUUCUCUUUGGUGACGUGAACCCCUCGGGUAAGUUGUCUCUCAGCUUCCCUGAGCGCGUCCAGGACAACCCGGCCUUCCUCAACUACCGCGCCGAGGCCAGCCGCACUUUGUACGGCGAGGACAUCUACAUCGGCUACCGUUACUACGAGUAUAUUGACCGCCCCGUGCUCUUCCCCUUUGGCCACGGUCUGUCCUAUACGAGCUUUGAGUUCAGUGACCUUGCCGUCAGCGAUAGGGAUGGUAAGCUUACCGUUGAUGUCACCGUUAAGAACACUGGUUCUGUGCAGGGAGCCGAGGUUGUUCAAGUGUACGUCGCUCCCAAGCAGAAAGCCAAGAUCAACCGUCCGCUCAAGGAGCUCAAGGGCUUCGCCAAGGUGGCGCUCAAGGCGGGCGAGAGCAAGAAGAUUACAGUCAACGUCGAGACCAAGUACGCAGCCAGCUACUUUGACGAGGAGCGACAUCAAUGGUGCGCCGAGCAGGGCGAUUACGAGGUCAUCGUCAGCAAUAGCAGUGUUGUCACGGACAAGGCACUCAAGGGAUCAUUCAGCGUCGGUGAGACUUUCUGGUGGUCUGGUUUGUAA